Phytophthora sojae is the source of this 582-nucleotide messenger RNA. RefSeq lists its product as hypothetical. Lineage: Eukaryota; Oomycota; Peronosporomycetes; Peronosporales; Peronosporaceae. The transcript has 2 exons. The record is from RefSeq and is a predicted model, not a curated record. Bases 1 to 582 code for a protein of 193 amino acids.
AUGGGCUCGGGAGCUCUCUGGGCCGUGGAAAUCGCGCACCCGGGCACGUUCGACGCGCUCAUUCUGUUUGAGCCGACGCUGGACACCAAGACGCCGAGGACGGAGGCUGUGCGGUCGUACUUCGUAGCGUCCACGCUUCGGCGUCUGUCGUCGUGGCCCUCGCGCGCUGCUGCUGAGACGUACUUCACCACCGCUGAAGCGUUCGCUGCGUGGGAUCGAGAGGCGCUGGCAGCGCACUUGGUCGGAGCACUCAAGGACCAAGCGGACGGAUCCGUGUCACUCGCGUGCGACCCUCGACUGGAGGCCUCACUGUACUCCAUGCAGGCGCUUGACUUCUCCGACGAGGAGCUGGGGCGACCCAAGUGUCCGAUCCGCUUCCACUGGGGCAGCGAGUCGCACAUGUGCUUCGAGAAGAUGCUCAAGGCCAUCGAGACCAAGUUCCCGCGCAUCUACACCACUCGCAAAGGGAUGCCAGGCCUCGGCCACCUCGUGGUCAUGGAGAGCCCAGAGCAGACGGCGAGCAACAUCGCCCAAGAGCUGCAGCAACUCGAGCCGUUCGCUCAGGCCAACGCGAAGCUGUAA